AUGGAAACCCAAGAACCAGGAUCUCAACCCACUGGAAGAGAAGACCCAAUGUGGCGAGUCAGGCCACACACCUGGGGAAAAGCAACAGGCCCAGGUGAACACAUCAGCGCUUUCCGGAAAGAGCUGCAGGGUCUUCCUCCAUUUUGUGACAUGAACCCACCACCAGAUCGGCCCCUAAAAGUCCAGCUUUUUGAGCAAUGGAUCGUAGUCGAUCUGACCAAGCAAGAUCUCAUCUGUCUUUUCUUUGAUAUACCCUCGACUCACACCGAAAAGGUCAGUGUCCGCUAUGCCAUUGCCAAAUCUAAAGAAUUAGCGGAUAAGAUUCCGAGAAACAAUUUCGGUCACUUAGUACAUCCACUAAGCGAAGUUCCUGAGGGGAAACAGCGAAUUUGUUUCAUGUUUGAAACAUUUCACUCUACUCAACCAGAAGUGCUCGAUAAAGACUUGGAGGUGAUUUUCGCUGGGGUGAAGAAAGUUCUGGACAAACAAGGGGAAAAAGGUCGAACGAAGGUGCUUCCGAUUGAGUGGGAGAAACGUUAUGUGUUUACGGUUGGACAGAUUGAGGAUAUAAAAACCUGGGGUGUAUCGCCUAGCAACAUCGGAGCCAUAGCUCUUGAGAGCUCACCUUUUUCUUCUCUAAGUUGAAGGACAUCGAUAACUGAAGGACUGCAUGGCUUUUUGUCUACUGUUUCAAUAAAGUCUCCGGUGAAG
Aspergillus caelatus is the source of this 711-nucleotide messenger RNA. RefSeq lists its product as uncharacterized. The coding region runs from base 1 to 645 and encodes 214 amino acids. The transcript has a single exon. Lineage: Eukaryota; Fungi; Ascomycota; Eurotiomycetes; Eurotiales; Aspergillaceae. The record is from RefSeq and is a predicted model, not a curated record.